Molecule: messenger RNA, 889 nt
Organism: Struthio camelus australis
Lineage: Eukaryota; Metazoa; Chordata; Aves; Struthioniformes; Struthionidae
Source: RefSeq, a predicted model, not a curated record
AUGAACUCCCGGCCUCCUCGCUCCUGCCCGGCUCCGGCCGAGGCCUCCCCGCUGCCGCGGCACUGGGAAAGCGGGGCGCCAGCGAGUUGUCAAGCCGGGAGCCCUUUCCGGGCUGCCUUCUCGCUGACAAAGAUCCUGGAGGCGACGUCUGCUGUAUCAGCCCAGGUGGAAGAGCUUGCGACCAAAUGUUCUGAAAAUGCCAGAUUUCUUAAGACAUGGCGGGACCUGCUGAAGGAGGGGUAUGAUUCCCUGAAACCCAGCGAGUAGCUGGGCCGUCAUGGAAAAAGUGGGAACUUCUGCUGCCUGAUGAGGGAUGUUGAGAGGGGAGUCAUCCCACAGUAUUUACCUUUUGCUGACCGUGCCUUGUGACAGUAGAGCUUGAUUGGCAUCAUACCACGUUGUCUGCUUAUAUUAGACUUGAAUGUGUUACUGCACACUGUGCCUAGUUUUUUUUUUAAAACAACUUUUUUAGCGAUUUCACAUGGUGAGUUUAUUUUUUCAUCAACAACUCAUUUUGAGCUAGAAGAGAGUUCUUUGGAAAAUACUUGUAUGUGUACCAAAACUAUGUAUAAGUUUCUGAGUAAAAUAACUUUGUUCAGGGGAGUUAUCAGUUGUAACUCUUGGACUCCUCCUUUGCAGCUCAGGUGAUCUCAUAUGUGAAAGAACUUUCAUUUUUUGCUAAUAUAAUGGAGACAAAGUUAACUUGUAAGGUACAUCUAGAACUCACCAGCUGUGGGGGGGAGUGGUAGCCCAUGAAAAUAUAGUCAGCCAUCCUUUUAAGAACUUUGACUGUGCUAGAAGAAGCCCUCUUAGCUCCAGGGAAACUUGUCGAACUAAUUUUUCUUUGUGCAUGCUUUUUCUUCAGGUUGAGGAUGGGAUAAUAUGGCUA